This is a messenger RNA of Recurvomyces mirabilis, 816 nucleotides long. RefSeq lists its product as uncharacterized. The transcript has 2 exons. NCBI's taxonomy places the organism in Eukaryota, Fungi, Ascomycota, Dothideomycetes, Mycosphaerellales, Teratosphaeriaceae. Bases 1 to 816 code for a protein of 271 amino acids. The record is from RefSeq and is a predicted model, not a curated record.
AUGGCCGAGCUAGCAACCAAAGGCCAACAGGCCGCCACGACCGCCACGGCCGGCGUGAGCGACAAAGUGCAAUCGGCAACCACGGGCAUCCUCGGCCGGAUCGAGGGUCUGGGGAACUGGAUCGUGAUGAAAGGCCAAGCCAUCCUCGACCGCCUUAUUUCCCCCGAGCAGAGGGCGAAUUUGUUGGCCAAGUUGCAGGCGUUUAUGCUGAAGAAUCCCAAGUUAUCUGCAUUCCUCGGCAUGAACUUCGCCCUAACCGGAAUCCCCCUCUUCCUCUUCCUCCUCUUCACCCUCGUCGUCGCCGUCUUCGCCCUCCUCGUCGGCCUGAUCCUAGGACUCCUCGGCGCAGUCGUCUUCAUCCUCUUCGCCGUAGGAGUAGCGCUGUGUUUCGUCCUGCCUGCCAUCUUCUUCACCACCGGUGCAGCUUGCUUCCUCUUCCUGUGGGGUCUGGGCGGGUAUUAUAUCCUCAAGUGGGCGAAUGGCGACGGGGAUAAGAGUGGGAAGGAUGGGGCGCCGGGGACGGCGAUUGGAGACCGGUUGAACAGUUUUACUGGGGGUAGGUUGACCGGGUUUAUGGAUAUGGCGAGGGGAAAUAAUGAGAGGAAUGCUGAGGAUGGGAAGAAAGCGAAGGAGGAGGAAGAGCCGGGGAAGAAGGAGCCGGUGCCGCAGCUUAAUGGGAGUGCGGUGCAGAAGCAGGUUGGGGAGCAGGUUGGUGGGGUUACAAAGGCGACGGGGGUGGAGAGGGUGCAGGACAAGGUCGGCAGCGUGAAGGGGACUGCUACAGGUGGAUUGGGCGGGAUGACGGGUCUGGCAUGA